Messenger RNA from Glarea lozoyensis ATCC 20868, 1725 nucleotides. RefSeq lists its product as uncharacterized. The record is from RefSeq and is a predicted model, not a curated record. The coding region runs from base 1 to 1725 and encodes 574 amino acids. The transcript has 3 exons. Lineage: Eukaryota; Fungi; Ascomycota; Leotiomycetes; Helotiales; Helotiaceae.
AUGCCUGGACUGUGCAACAAAUGUCAGACUGUGGAACUACAUUAUCGAAGCGAGUAUCGGAGAGACGAGAAACCAGUGAUCAUCAAACAAUAUGGUAGCCUUGCGGAACUCAAGACCCCAGCUGGAUCAAACUGUAGCUUUUGUAGUUUGUUGCUCAGGAGUUGUCGUUCAGAUUACGCUACGCGGAUUCCAGUUUUUGUGAAGGGAGGUGUAGACCCAGAGGAUCUUACCAAGAUCAUUUGUAGAUACAAUCAGGGAGUGUCGAAUAUUGAGGUUCAAUACUCGUUUCGGAAAGCAUUGCAGACGACGCACUUUCGUCUGGGUGGGUUGUAUACACAUGGAGACUCCUCCAUUGCACAGUAUAUACCUGGAAGACCAAUCUCCGAAGAACCAGGCUCAGAAGAAGAUUUUCAACUCUACGAAGACUGGACUCAAGAGUGUGAAGAGAACCAUCCACGAUGUCAAAAAGCUGAAACCCUUCUACCGACGCGAGUAAUCGACGUUGGAUCUCCAGAUGGGUCACAAAAAGUUCAUCUAUUCGUUCCAGAAAAGGGCUUCAAAGGUCGAUAUCUCACCCUCCUUCUCACACCUACCAAGACAACCCCAACCCACGUUCUCACAGCCUCAAAACUCUCCCAAUCUCAAAAGUCCAUCUCCCUCUCCACCCUCCCCCUCACCCUCCAAGACGCCAUAACCACCACCCGCCGCCUCGGCCACCGCUACAUCUACAUCCCCAGCCUCUGCAUAAUCCAAGACUCUCCCAGCGACCGGGCAGCCGAGAUGCGAAAACUAGGCGAUGUUUACGCAAACUCGUGCCUUACGAUUUCCGUUGGCGAGGAUGACGGAUUCUUAGGCUCCCGAACACUAGGAGAGGAUGCACCACUGCUGUUUUACGGGAUUAAUGGGUCGAAAGGUCGAGUAUAUAUACGUUCUGAGAUCCCUGGUGAGGGGGACGAAGAUGCGAUGACACCAGAACACUAUCUCUCCCCGCGAAUCCUCUCCUUUGGCAAAUCACAAACAACAUUUUUCUGUCCCAGCGCCAGCUACCAAGAAUCCCUCGCCCAUCCUCAACCACCACCAUCCCACCAUUCUAACCCAGAAACACUCCACUCAAACUGGACACAGAUGAUAAGCGACUUCACAGCCCACCCAGACGCCCAAGAACGACUUCCUCUACUCAACGGCCUGGCGGAGAGGGUGGAGGUGGAUGAUAGCUACCACUUCGGCCAUUGGAGAUCUCAAUUGCCUGGUUCAUUGCUGUGGAAUACGGUCGACAGUACAUCUCCCGCUUCAACCUCAACUUCGAUCCCAAGUUGGAGCUGGCCCUCCACCCCCGGAGAAAUCCAUUUCGAACCCCCCUCCAGCAAAAAUUACUGCACACUCCAUUCCCUCACCCCCUCGGGUACUAUAUCACUACAAACCCAUCUCGCGCCUCUAACGCUCCUCUCUCCCAAGACCAAAAAAUCCAAUUCCGUGAGUUGGGCGUGUGAAGGACAGAUUAUGAUUGAAGGAACGAGUGUGAUGAUGGGGAAGGGCACGGUACGGUUUGAUAGCUCUUGGAACGGGCAGCCGGUGAUGGGCUUGGUGGUUACGGGUGUUAGUGGGUUGGUGGUGCAGAGAACGGGGGAAAAGGAUGGGUGGAGGAGGGUUGGACGGUAUAGAGUUUCGAAGACGGGGGAAGGGGGUGAGGGGGUGAGGAGGGAUAGGGUUGUUUUGUUGGUUUAA